AUGCGCUUGUCUUCACUAAGCGAAGAAUUAGACGCCAUUACUCGAGAAUACGACUAUGGAAUUGUUCCCGGAUCCGCUACCGUCUUUGUAAAAGAUGAAAUCAACGGCGUUGGCCGCUUGGACUUGACAUUGCUCGAAGGGGUCAUGAUUGUCAUUGAUGUUACCGACCAAGGCUAUCGUGUCACUUCUUAUUCCCCUCUUUCCAGUCUCGACACCGCUUUGACCACGGCGCAGACAGUGCAGGCUCACCUCGAAGCGCCUUUUGAAAGCAUGGAAAACCUCCUGAUGACAAUCUCUCCCAUGUUUCGCGAAAGGUUUCAUAAAGCACUGUUCGAAAAACUACAAAGCGUCCAUCAA
Molecule: messenger RNA, 357 nt
Organism: Radiomyces spectabilis
Lineage: Eukaryota; Fungi; Mucoromycota; Mucoromycetes; Mucorales; Radiomycetaceae
Exons: 2
Source: RefSeq, a predicted model, not a curated record